Branchiostoma belcheri (Belcher's lancelet) is the source of this 4501-nucleotide messenger RNA. Its product is annotated as sestrin-1-like. The transcript is spliced from 13 exons. The record is from RefSeq and is a predicted model, not a curated record. The coding region runs from base 607 to 2319 and encodes 570 amino acids. Gene Ontology annotation, molecular function: L-leucine binding; oxidoreductase activity, acting on peroxide as acceptor. Gene Ontology annotation, cellular component: nucleus. Gene Ontology annotation, biological process: positive regulation of macroautophagy; negative regulation of TORC1 signaling; cellular response to L-leucine. Lineage: Eukaryota; Metazoa; Chordata; Leptocardii; Amphioxiformes; Branchiostomatidae.
UCACCGCUUGUUGGUUUUCGCGGGAGAAUUCAUUUCCGAUGACAUCAUCGGCGCGCGGCCUGUGAUUGGUCAGUUUUGGAGGUGUGUACCUGACGUUUCCGAUCUAAUUUGCGUUGCCAAUGAGGUAGGUAGAUUUGGAGACGGGGAGGUCUGUACGUGUACUGGCACAGAAAUCGUCAUUUUCGCACGGAUUCCUCCCGAGUUCGGAUCAGAAUGGUGAUUGUCUGUGUCUGAGAACACCUUCCAGACGACAGGACAUCGUUAGUUCGGAUCCCGAGGGCGAGACGCCGAAGAAAUCUGGCCGUUAUCUGCGCGCGGGCUCGCUGUGUGGAAAUUCACUGGCGGCUGGUGGACUGACCCUUGACCUGCCAAGUCUCUUCCGCUGUCCUGUUACCCGGAGAAACCCUGAACUUGCUCGGACGAUUUCCCCCGACUUUACACGCCAGAUUUGUCACCAAACACUGCCUACCCACGAUCACAUCGAUUCUGACCGGUUCACGGACUCGCUCGACGCCGCAUUAGUUGGUUAGCUGGGGACGAGCAGUUGGCAGGGGGAAUCGCGGGCACCGUGUCCAUUUUGCCGUUAGUGGUUUACGCUGCCCGUACAUGGCCGGAUCGGAGACGGAGGCUGACCCCAUCUUUCUUAGUAAGGAUUGCUUGCGGACCUUUUCCGACCUGUCGUCGCGUGACCACCUGACCCGUGGUUUGGCUAUGGACAGUGUGGCGUCCAUGUACGAGAAUUGGAUCAAGCGACACCACCAGCCACCGGCCGAAUCCACCCCCUCCCCUCCGGACCACGUUCACGAAAAUGGCGAGAUUUCUCAAUACUCGCGCCACCUGACUCAGCACCUAUCCUCGCUCAUAAGACUCGCCACUCAGUGUCCGUUCCACGAUGUCCGCGACCGAGCAAACGAGAUUCUGGAAUGCGUCAAGGAGCGGGGUGUGCAGAUACCCAGGCCAGUCAGCCAUGGACCAAGUUCCUUCAUCCCAGAACAUGAGAUUGUACCACCAGAAACAGAUGAUGAACAGACCAGACAGCUGUUUGUGGACGCGUUCCUGCAGAACAAUCGGCUGGAGAACAUCACCAGUGUCAUGGGCUUCCACCCGCAGUACCUGGAGAGCUUCCUGCGGCUGCAGCACUACCUGCUGCGGAUGGACGGGCCACUGCCACAGGACUACAGGCACUACAUAGGAGUCAUGGCGGCAGCGAGGCACCAGUGCAGCUACCUGGUAGACCUGCAGGAAAGCGAGUUUCUCAUGCAGGACGGCGAUCCUGAUUGGCUGAAGGGCUUGGACUACAUCCCACAGAAGCUAAGAAACUUGUGCGAAUUGAACAAAAUCCUGGCACACAGACCGUGGCUCAUUACCAAACAACACAUAGAGCAAUUACUGCGAGGAAACGACAGCUGGUCGUUGUCGGAGCUGGUCCACGCCAUCGUGCUGCUCGCUCACUUCCACUCGCUCGCCAGCUUCGUCUUCGGCACCGGCAUCAACCUGGAGAUCGACCACGAGUGCGGGCACACGUUACAGCCCGCCUCGCUGUCGGAGGGCGCCAACGACGUAGAGGCACACCACUCCAACAGUGUCGCUUCGAGUUUAGAGAGCAGUGAGCCGGGGGUGGAGAUGUUGAUGCAUCGGAUGAAGAAGAUCCAGGAAGCAGCAGACCUGCAGGAGAUCAGCCAGGAGGAGAUGAAACAGAGAUUCGAAAAAGUCGAGAAGCAGAGUCUGGAGUUGUUACCAGGCCAAAGUGCCUGUUCAGAGUGCCUCGCAGUGUCGGACUAUGCCAAGUACAGGGACGACCCCCACUUCCACUACGAGGACUUCGCCAAAAGAGGGGAGGAGCGAACGAUCCCCACCUUCAGAGCACAGAUGGAAGCCCCUCCAGGCUGGCUUAGGGACUACUCGUGGGAGGAUCAAGGCUUCUCAUUGGUCAACCGCCUGUACUCGGACAUUGGGCAGCUGCUAGACGACAAGUUCAGGAUGGCGUACAAUCUCACGUACUACACAAUGGGUCCACAGAAAGACGUGGACACGUCGAUGCUUCGUGCCGCCAUCUGGAACUACAUCCACUGCAUGUUUGGGAUCUUCCACGACGACUACGAUUACGGGGAGGUCAACCAGCUCCUGGACAUCAGGCUCAAGUCUUUCAUCAAGACGGUCACCUGCUACCCCGAGAGGACCACACGCAAGGACUACGACAACUUCUGGAAGGAAUUCAAACAUUCAGAAAAGGUGCAGGUAAACCUGAUGGUCCUGGAGGCGCGCAUGCAGGCAGAACUUCUCUAUGCCCUCCGUGCCAUCAUGAGGUACAUGAUGUAGCGCCCGACCCACCGUCCAGCCUUCAUCGUGGAAACAAACCAAAAAAACAAGCAAACAAAAACAUUGACGUCGGUGUCUCUGUUGUGUUGUUUGUCUCCAGGUGCAUGUGUGCAUCAUGGUCCUGGAGGCCCGUAUGCAAGCCGAACUUCUGUACGCCCUACGCGCCAUCAUGAAGUAUAUGACGUAAGCUGGGGGACCCUGCCUGGUUCGCACGUACAGCAACCAGCAGCCCUGUAUUAUUCUGACUACCUGACAAUGUUCUUGCAUGUGUGCCAAGCAAGCUGAGAUCCCUGCACUGAUUCAUGUCUGCUUAUAGACACAGGCUUUGUAUAGAGACUACAAAAUCCAACAUUUCAGAUUGGAUGUGCUCCUAUUAGUCCUAAACAAGACUACAAGGAUGAAGCAAGGAGGUAGAGGAAGGAACAAGACUAGAAUGGCUGAAAUUUGUACCUGGUAUUCCAUAAUAUAUUAACCCCUCAUACACUGAUAGUUCAGUCCACGACAGUUUGCACACCCAUACGUUAUGGAGUGUACCAUUACCAGUUGGGGGUGAGGGUUGGGUUUGGCACACAGUAAGGAACAUUGUUCCAAGGGUCUUGGUCACCAAAGCUUCUAGUGGCAAUAAUUAAGUUUGUUCAAUGGAUGAUGCAGAGUCUCCUUGAUUAUGGCAUGGGGGGUGCAUACGUCACUUGGCCUGACAGCUGUCAAUCAUUCUUGAAGGAUUGAUAAGUACGAACCGUCCAUCCUUGUGCUUCUUACUUAUAUAUAGUUCACAAUGUUUGAUGCAUACCUCAUUUUGUUACAGGUAAUUAGCAAGGAGGUUUAGCCAAUCAAACCUCCUUAUUUUAGUAAUGAAUGAAAAUCUGAUUGUGUCAAAUAUCCCUCUUUGUAAAUACCGGGGUGCCAAGCCUGGCCAGUCAUGUUGUACAUAUCAUUGAGAUUUUCAAAAUAAUCAAAGAAUUUCACACACAUUUGCUGCCUUCUUGUUAAAGAGGCUGUGAUUGACAGCUGUCAUGUUUGGGCCGGUUUUGCACCUGCAUUGUAAAGUCUGGGCUGUUUUGCACCCUUGCAUAGUCUAGGGCUGUUAUGCACCCAUGUACAUACAGGGCCAUAUGCACCCAUGUAUAUCUUGGGGCAUCUACCACCCUUGCAUAUCCUAUACUCUACACAUCUAGUAAAAAAAAAUAAUAAAAACUUUGGCAUUUCUUCCAGCAAACACAGGAGCAGUGGAAAAUAAUAAAAAAAUAGUUGUAUAUCUGUUGUAUUUUGUAUUCAACAGCAAAAAAAGAAGGAUUCCAAAAUGUUCAAGACUUGACGAAAAGGUGUUGUGUGUUUCAUGUAUCCAGAAACAGAUAUUGCAUGCAGGGUAAGAAAAAAAGAAAAAGCUUGCUGUUUAACUAUAAGAAAAUGAACCUUCCGCUCCUGUUGUUUGUAAGGGGAGAAAUGGCCCACGUCACUGACAUUCUCCAGCUUUGGUGCCAAGCCAUUGUGCUAGUGUGAAUCACUGGUUACAUCAGUAUUGUAAGGUUCUGUCAUGUUUUAGUUCAAGUUCUUCUUCGCCGAGCAGCUAUGACUUUUGUAUGGAACAGACUGUGAAAAUGACAGAUAGGCGAUGCAGAAAGUUUGCAGAAUUCAACUACAGACAUUUAAUUAUGCAAGGACACAGUUGGACAUAUUGCACCCAAAGGUUCAAUAUUGUCUGUUGUUUAAGAUGAGAAAUUGUAAUUGGAUAAAUUAGACUCACUAAAUGAAAAAUAAUAAUGUAUACAAUGUGUACUAAAGCCAGGUUGAGUAUUAAGAAUGUUGUAAAUUUGAAUUUUGCCCUGUGUAUAAGGGACAUGUUAUAUACUCAUUUCCAGAUGCUGGAAUACUUGUAAAGGUUUUCUAUUUUAGCGCUCUCUAGAUUUUGAUUGGCCUGUAAAUGACCUUUGGCAUCUGACCUUUGACAUAAAAGGUUCAGGAGGUUAUACUGUUGCCAUGGUUGUGGAAGUUGUUGCCAAAGAUUGACUUGUGUUGAGUUUAUAAAGAAAGUUGGAGGUUAAAGUUCACUGGGUAUGUAGGUCAGAUGUUAAAGGUCACUUCUAUUUACCUACCACUUCUCUGUGCCAUCCCAGAAUCCCUGUCUGCGCUAUCCCAUGCUGCAUUUAUAAGAAAUAUAUCUAUGAAAUAAAGGCAAACCCAA